Messenger RNA from Orycteropus afer afer, 1566 nucleotides. RefSeq names its product BAR/IMD domain containing adaptor protein 2 like 2 (gene BAIAP2L2). The coding region runs from base 1 to 1566 and encodes 521 amino acids. Gene Ontology annotation, molecular function: protein binding. The record is from RefSeq and is a predicted model, not a curated record. Gene Ontology annotation, cellular component: cytosol; nucleoplasm. Gene Ontology annotation, biological process: plasma membrane organization; actin crosslink formation; positive regulation of actin filament polymerization. Lineage: Eukaryota; Metazoa; Chordata; Mammalia; Tubulidentata; Orycteropodidae. The transcript is spliced from 14 exons.
AUGGCCCCCGAGAUGGACCAGUUCUACAGGUCCACCAUCGCCAUCUACAAGAGCAUCAUGGAGCAGUUUAACCCUGCCCUGGAGAACCUGGUGUACCUGGGGAACAACUACCUGAGGGCCUUCCACGCUCUGUCCGAGGCAGCCGAGGUGUACUUCAGUGCUAUCCAGAAGAUCGGGGAGCAGGCCCUACAGAGCUCCACCUCGCAGAUCUUGGGUGAGAUCCUAGUGCAGAUGUCUGACACCCAGCGGCACCUGAACUCUGACCUGGAAGUAGUGGUGCAGACCUUCCACGGAGACCUGCUGCAGCACAUGGAGAAGAACACCAAGCUGGACAUGCAGUUCAUCAAAGACAGCCGCCAGCACUAUGAGAUUGAGUACCGCCACCGAGCUGCCAACCUAGAAAAGUGCAUGUCUGAGCUGUGGCGCAUGGAGCGUAAGAGGGACAAGAACGCGCGGGAGAUGAAGGAGAGCGUGAACCGGCUGCAUGCACAAAUGCAGGCCUUCGUGUCGGAGAGUCAACGGGCAGCGGAGCUGGAAGAGAAGCGGCGCUAUCGCUUCCUGGCCGAGAAGCACCUGCUGCUUUCCAACACCUUCCUGCACUUCUUCUGCAGGGUGAGCGCAGCCAGGGCACGGGAAGUGGAGCUCUCCUGGGGCUGUGCCUCUGUGGCCGCGCUCUACGCGCCCCACGGUCCGCCCUUCCGCCCUGGCGCGGUCUCCGCGCCCCCGUGGUGGCUCGGCCGCAGAGCCCAGAACCCCUACGCCGACCCCCAGAGGCCCCUGGGAGAAUUCAGCUCCCCCCGCAGCCGGCACGGCUCGGGCACCUACGGCCCCGAGCCCGCGGAGGCCAGGUCCGCGUCCCAGCUGGAGCCUGAGCGCCGCUCCCUGCCCCGGACGCCAUCUGCCUCCUCGCUCUACACCAGCAGCACCCAGCGCUCGCGCUCCAACUCCUUCGGCGAGCGCCCAGGCAGCGGAGGCAGUGGGGGCAGUGGCAGCGGGGGUACCCGGAGAGUCCGCGCCCUGGUCUCCCACUCAGAGGGCGCCAACCACACGCUGCUGCGCUUCUCGGCUGGAGACGUCGUUGAGGUGCUAGUAUCCCAGGCCCAGAACGGCUGGCUCUACGGCAAGCUGGAGGGCUCAUCCUCGAGCGGCUGGUUCCCUGAGGCCUAUGUCAAGCCUGUGGAGGAAGUCCCCAUGAAUCCCAUGACCUCCAUGAACCCUAUGAAGGAGCUACCUUCCAGGUCCUACCCACUCCGGGGAAGCCACAGCCUUGAUGACCUCCUGGACCGGCCAGGCAACUCCACUGCCCCCUCGGAGUACUGGGACGGCCAGUCCCGUCCCCACACCGCGAGCCGGGUCCCAAGCCGCGCCCCCAGCCCUGCACCCACACCCCUGCCUGGCAGCCGCCGAAGCAGCAUGGGCAGCAUGGGGGUGGCCAGUGACGUUAAGAGACUGAUGGCCUGGGAACAGCGACCCCCUGAACUCUUUCCUCGGGGCACGAAUCCUUUUGCCACCGUGAAGCUGCGUCCCACCGUCACCAAUGACCGCUCAGCGCCCCUCAUCCGCUGA